ACUACUACUAGUACUGUGCUGCCUCUGCUCUCCACGAGCCCCACGCACGCCUCCCUCCCCUUUCCUAGAGAGAGAAACGCCACCUAGAGAGAGAGAGAGGGAGGGGGAGAGCACCGUGGGCCGGGGACGCUGCGAUGGACAGGGCGGCGCCGGUGAGGAAGUCCCACACCUCCACGGCCGACCUGCUCGCCUGGCCGCAGCAGCAGCAGCACAACCCCGCCGCCGACGGCCCCGCCUCCACGCCUUCCCCCGCCCGCCGCCCCCACCAGCCGUCGGAGGCGCUCCGGAAGGUGGUGUUCGGGGGCCAGGUCACGGAGGAGGAGGCCGAGAGCCUCAACAAGAGGAAGCCAUGCUCCGCGCCCAAGUGGAAGGAGAUGACCGGGAGCGGCAUUUUCGCUGCCGGGGCCAACGGGGAGGCAGAGGAGCCCGCCGCCGCGCCACCCGCCCGUGCCGCCCCGCGCAAUUACCAGCCGGUUACUGUGAGCCACAUUUCAUUUGCUGAGGAUGGAAGUGAUCCUCCCAAAAAGCCAACUUCGGUAGCUGAGGUGGCAAAGCAGCGUGAGCUUAGUGGUACUCUGCAGAGCGAAGCAGACAGUAAGAUGAAGAAGCAGGUUUCAAAUGCAAAAUCAAAGGAACUCAGUGGGCAUGGUCUAUUUGCUGAGCCUCAAGAUGUAAGGCCUAAUGGGGCAAGGAGCACAUCAAAUGGCAGCGCUGCCACGCACACACCUGUGAGAAAUGCAAAUGCCAGCAGCUUCUCGUUUGGAGAGGCCAACACUGACAGUGUGACGAAAACUGCAAAGAAGAUAACCGGGAAGAAAUUCACUGAUCUCACAGGCAACAACAUAUUCAAAGGAGACGAGGCCCCCGCGUCCGCAGAGAAGCAUCUGAGCACUGCCAAACUGAAAGAGAUGACUGGCAGCAACAUAUUUGCAGAAGGACAGGCACCAACCCGAGAGUACCACAGCGGGAACCGCAAGCCUCCUGGUGGCGAGAGCAGCAUUGCGCUGAUCUAGCAUUCCGAUGGGCACCGUUGUUGUGUUUUCCUCUCUUUAGGAUGAAAAAUCAUAGGAGUCGUUCUAUCAGCAGAUUGAACUGUCAGUUUGCUUUCCUGUUUCGACGGUUAGGCAUAAGUCUGCUUCCUGCUGAUGUGGGUGCAACAGGCUAUGCUUUCUCGUAGCAGCAUAACAUUGUUGUGUCCAUGUAGUUUGGUUUGGUCAGUCACCUUGUUGUGACGUACUCAAUGGAACAGCCUAAUGGUGUGCACUCUCAGUGUCUGUGACUGAAGAUGCCGUUGGUUGGUGUCUCUUUUUUUCGUCGUGUACGCCGGAUCUGUACUGUUGACAUAUAAUAAAUUGGUUGGUAUGUUGCCUAAAA
Molecule: messenger RNA, 1374 nt
Organism: Oryza brachyantha (malo sina)
Lineage: Eukaryota; Viridiplantae; Streptophyta; Magnoliopsida; Poales; Poaceae
Exons: 5
Coding region: 135-1013 (292 amino acids)
Source: RefSeq, a predicted model, not a curated record